CCAGUAGUCAUUACUGUCCUAAUCGACUGUUACACUACAUAAUUCCAUAGAAUUCCACGCAGUGUGCAAUCGCUACUACAGUUAAAUAAAAAAAAUAGAUCCGUGGUCAGCCCACUUCAGCCACACACACACACACACACACACACACACAAAACCCGUGUAUGAACGAUUGUCGGCUCCAUCCGCCCACCGAGUUGCUCAAAACGGUUCUGGCCAGAUGAUGCAGUGGCAUUUGUCUAGAACUUUUGCGUAAAAUUGGCAGCUCAAGUCAGCCUCGGCAAUUCUGUGGAUCUUCAAUUGCCCUCGCCAGGCUACAAGAAAAUCCAUCAUUCUUCGUUACUGACUGUGUAGGCAUUCACCAGGGCAAUGUUCUACCCCAGAAAAGAAAACGAGUCCCGCUCGCAGCCACGUGUAGACCUGUAAGCCCUCAAUCCCAUCGCUUCCCUAGCUUCGGUUGCAUGCCACGUUAUGAAGGGCCAGCUGUCAGGUCGGUCUGUCUUUUCACCGGUGGACUUUUGGUGUACUGUACGUACAGUACGAGUGUGGAUUGGACGUGUAUUCCGAGUUGUAACAACACCCACUCCGACACUCGAUCUUUGGGUAUAGUGUAUACGUGUAUAGCUUCAUCCGGAGCCGAGAUAUACCCAGGAUUCCCCAUCCAGAGUUCCUUCCUUCCGAAGAUCAAAAAGAUCAAAAAGAAGAAAAGGAAGAAAAGGAAGGAACCCGAAGGGAAAGAUCGAAAAAAGCGAGACAACCCAUUGCCAAGCUUGAAUCAACAAACAACAAGAUCAUCCCACAUGCGGGGGAGCGGUGCCACAAGCUGCAUAUCAUGAUCUUUGGUCACAUUACGACCUAUGUAAGUAUACUCCGUACGGUAGUAAGUCCAGCAGGGUAGUAAGUUGUUAUUCCUCAUUGUUGAUGGGGAUACGAAGGACGACCGACCAUCCUUUGACGUCUAGUUCCAGGUGCGAAAUCAAGUAGAUCCACAAUUCCUCCGCCGGUAAUUGUCACAUCCGCUCUCACACCCACAUCCCUUGGACGGGGAGGGAUGAUCGUGACAUACUUCAAACCCAGGAUUCGUCACUCACUCAUGAAGUAGUGGACCGGAUUUCUGCAGGACAAGAUAGAUAGAAAGUGUGGGAGAAGGGGUGGGCUGAGUGAUCAGCAUAU
Aspergillus brunneoviolaceus CBS 621.78 is the source of this 1170-nucleotide messenger RNA. RefSeq lists its product as uncharacterized. The record is from RefSeq and is a predicted model, not a curated record. NCBI's taxonomy places the organism in Eukaryota, Fungi, Ascomycota, Eurotiomycetes, Eurotiales, Aspergillaceae. Bases 459 to 833 code for a protein of 124 amino acids. The transcript has a single exon.